Molecule: messenger RNA, 1506 nt
Organism: Acaulospora colombiana
Lineage: Eukaryota; Fungi; Glomeromycota; Glomeromycetes; Diversisporales; Acaulosporaceae
Source: the annotation of a GenBank genome assembly
AUGAAACUUGACAAGAGUGACUCCCAGAUAUCGUCUAAAGAAAUCUGGGAGAGCGCCAUUAACACAUUACUCACUGCCCUCGAAAAUAUUUUGUUGGAUGAAAACGGCAUGCCGAUUAAGCAAGGUAGCACGGAAGAACCUUACGAACAGAAGGCAACAGGGCAAGCUUCCGCAGACACAAUGAUGGAGGAAUUUGAGAGUUCCUUCGGCAGUUUGUCCCCUCUCAAACGAAAACGUGAAAACGGCGACCAACGUAAAAACAAGUCACAGAAACUAUUGUCUUCGAAAUUGGCCAGAAACCUUUCCUUAUCCGAAGAUGAAUCGAACGAAGAAAGCAUCCCUCCAAAGACAGAUGCACACAUGGACUUCUGCAAUAUCAACUCCAAUUCAUCUAAUUCAUCCCGCCCAUUUCAGCGCAAUGUCAAAAAAUGUUCCCGUCAGCUAUUUGGUGGAAGGUGUGAUAAACCGACCGUCCCUCUAAACAACAACACUCUUGAUAUGGACAUGGCUCUUGAACACCAUACAGUGGGCGGUGAUACCAGCAAAGUUCAUGAACCCGAAAGAAUUCAAAUGUUGCGUCGCAUAAUGUCUGACUUCAGUGAUUCUUAUCACAGUUGGAGUGUUGCAAUGUCAGAUUGGAUUGAAUUACAGGCACAGAAAAGAAACAUGAGCUUGCAGGAAUUUCAAGUUCAAUUUCAAGAACGAACUCGUGAUGCAGAAUCAUUCUUCACGAUUCUUCAUGGUUCCAUACCUCAUGUUUACGAUGAGAUUCGAGUAUCGGUUGACAGAUUCCUGUUAAAUGCGAAUUGGCUGAGAUGCGAUUACUCCAAGCCCUUCAUACAAAACUUUCCUCAGUGGCAACCUUUUUGGGGGAAAAAAUUGGAAAACAUUGUACAAUACGUGGAAAUCGUUGAAGACAUGAAAGCAACAGUUAAUUAUCAAUACCCGCAAAGUGAAGAUUCCAAUCUGGAUAUGAAAAAAAUUCGAGAAUUCUUAGAAUUCAAAAAAUCUUUAUACGGGGAAAUACUGCAGCAGGAUGGUCUCACCCUCGCAACUGCUUACACCGAGUGGGAAUUGUCGCAAAUCAAAAGGGUGGAAAGCAAAAUUCGAGGAGUUGAAGUUAGAAUGAUGCACAUUUGUGAUAAUAUCAACCAUGUAUUGCAUUAUCUGCAUAUUAUACAAGCAGCGGAAGGACAAGAUGCCUCUUUUACGAGGGAAAACGAUCAUAACGUUUCUCCUGCCGAAUGUCAACAAAACCUUAAAAUCCUGGAAAAAUUCUCCACUGCAUUAGUAGAAACUGGUCUGAGGUUAUGUGAACAUAUCAUCAAACCAAAGACCAGUGCUGUGACGGGUCCCUCGAAUUUUGUAUACAUGUAUUCCGAAUUCCUUGUCAGAUUUGUCAGCCGGGCACUUGAAUUUACUGGUUUAGCAGAAGCAGCGGAAACUAGGAUGCGUCCCCUACUUGCGAGUUUGAAAAACAUGGAAAAUGCGGCAAAAUUUGGAUAA